AUGGCCACGCCCCAAAGAAGUAAACGUUCAGGUCAAAAUAGUGCCGCUAGGACUGCUCGUUCGGGUAUGAAAGAUUCUGCUACCCGGUCAGAGGCUAGGGCCCCUGCACGUACUUAUGCCAUUCGAGCGAGGGAGGAAGCUACGGCUUCGGACGUUAUUGCUGGUACAUUCUAUCUUUUUGAUGUUAUUGUAUAUGCAUUGAUUGACCCUGAGUCCACACAUUCCUAUGUUUGCACUGCAUUAGUAUUAGAAAAGAAAUUAUCUGCUGAACCUACUGAUUAUGAUGUUCAAGUCACUAAUCCAUUACGCCAAAGUGUAAUUGUCAAUUCAGUGUGUCGAAAUUGUCCACUAAAAGUAAAAGACUGUGAAUUUCCUACUGAUUUGAUGUUUCUACCCUUUCGGGAAUUUGAUGUUAUUCUGGGAAUGGAUUGGUUAACAAAGCAUGAUGCUGUAGUAAAUUGUAGAGAAAAACGGAUUGAUCUGAAAUGUCAGACAGGGGAAGUAAUUUCAGUUGAGUUUGGGAAUACAGAAGACAUUGUUAGAAUUAUUUCAGCCUUUCCAGCUCAGAGAUUAUUGCAUAAAGGUUUACCACCUAAUCGCGAAGUUAAAUUUGUAAUUGAUGUAAUUCCGGGAACAGCUCUGAUAUGA
Messenger RNA from Gossypium raimondii (Peruvian cotton), 648 nucleotides. RefSeq lists its product as uncharacterized. The coding region runs from base 1 to 648 and encodes 215 amino acids. The record is from RefSeq and is a predicted model, not a curated record. The transcript has 2 exons. NCBI's taxonomy places the organism in Eukaryota, Viridiplantae, Streptophyta, Magnoliopsida, Malvales, Malvaceae.